UCGACAGCGUUGUGGGCCUCCUGCACAGAAAGCAAAUAACUUUAAAAGAAAAACAAUUAAAAAUUAAAAUUUCGUUGCAUAUAUGCAAAAAAUAACAAAGCAAAUUAUUUGCAAUUUCAAUUAUUACCAAAUAUAGAAUCAAAAUUGUGAGCAUAUAAAAAAAAAUUGGUGUCAUCACAUCUGGUUGUCAAGGUCGAACAAGAAACAUUAGAAGCAGAAAAGCAGGAGAAAUUCCAAAAUGACUGGCACCUUCAGUGUAAAGUUAAAAUCGAAAAAAGGUCAAUUCAUUGUUAAGGAUUUGACAAAUCAAACGACGGUAGAAGAUCUCAAGAAGCGUAUGGCUCAAGUUACCCAAAUUAAGGAACCACAACUGCACAUUCUCAUGGGUUUCCCACCCAAACCACUGGACUUGGCAGCAAAUAGCGAGAAAACUUUGCAAGCUUUGGGCAUCAGUUCUGGCGAAACAUUGAUUGUGGAAGAUAAGGAAGUAGCUGUGCCUGUUGCCGAGCCCAACCUCGAAGAUGAUGAAGCACUGGCUCGUCGUCUGCAAGCGGAGGAGGAAGAGGAGCAGCUUAGACAGGUGGUAGCUGCGGCGACGGCUUCAUCGGCUGAGGGAAAUGAAGAUCGCCUCAUUUUACCGUCCAUUGAGAACAGCGCUGGCUCAAGUGGCAACUUCAAUGGUAUACUCCUGAAAAAAGUGGUACCUGCUGAUAACUCAUGCUUAUUCACCAGCAUACGUUAUGUCCUCAAUGGUAAAGUGGACAAUGAGGGUAGCGAAAUGAUGCGUCAUAUUAUUGCGCAAGAAGUUGCUGCCAAUCCGCAGGAAUACAAUGAUGCAGUUUUGGGCAAAUCUAACUCGGAAUAUUGCGCCUGGAUACAAAAACCCGACUCAUGGGGUGGCGCCAUUGAGGUGGCCAUACUAUCAAAUUACUAUGGCAUUGAAAUUGAUGUUGUGGAUAUACAAAAUGCCAUCAUCAAUCGAUUUGGUGAAGAUAAAAACUAUGGACUGCGUGUGUUUUUGCUCUUCGAUGGCAUCCACUAUGAUCCCUUGUAUUUGGAAACAGAUGGGAGUGGUGCUCCCGGUACCAUAUUCCCCAUUGAGGAAUUAGGCGUCUACCAACAGGCCGAACAAUUGGCCAAAGAAGCCAAAUCAUCUCGUCAAUUCACCAAUGUCGAUAAAUUCUCCUUGCGCUGUUUACAAUGUGAUGUUAUGCUGGUUGGCCAAGUGCAGGCUACACAACAUGCCAAGACUACUGGCCAUACAAAUUUCGGAGAAAUAUAAUAUCCUCUGAUAUUGGGAACCGUCUACAUGUUUGCCUUCUGUGUUUUUAUCUAUUACCUUAUAACACAAUGGAUUAUGCCCAACUCAUUGUUAUAACAAAUGGGAGCGAAAGAGAGAGAGAGAGAGAGAGAGAGAGAAAGAAAGCGCUAUAACCACAAACAAAACAUCUAAGAAAACUCUAAAAUACUAAACUUGAGACAUGGCGUUAAGGAGAAUAUACGAAAACAAACACACACAUACACACCACUCACCCACACACAUACCCUCAACUAUGUUUCAAUAACACCACUGUCGCUACUGUUGCGGAGAAAGGAUAUCAUCAUUUAUGCUAUGUUUCGCACUUAGAUUUUAGACCUAUUAAAACGCUUCUCGUAUACCACAUGGAAUCACACAACAACAAAACACAUUAUUGCCUAAAAUCUAAAUUUCUUUUUUUUCUAUUUCAACAUCAUUGCAGUUCUUUUAAAGACCACCCAUUAAGCAACAACAACAACAACACUACUAUUGGCUUUAGCUUUCAACUACUUUUUGUUAAAAUUUAAGUAAAACUUUCGAAUGCCCAUUACUGUGAAGCAUCAUGUGAUGUGCAGGAGAGUUAAAGUUCAAAUUUUCAAGCAUUAAGUUUUAACCGCAAAGAGAAAACUCUUAUAGAGAUUAUGGUUCGAAUUAGAAAAAAAAAACAGUUUAUUUGUUAAUUUAUUUUUUGCUAAUUUUUUGAAUUUCAAAAUAGACCUACACCUUAAAAUCAAA
Stomoxys calcitrans (stable fly) is the source of this 2032-nucleotide messenger RNA. RefSeq names its product ubiquitin thioesterase OTU1 (gene Yod1). Gene Ontology annotation, cellular component: nucleus; cytosol. The transcript is spliced from 2 exons. The record is from RefSeq and is a predicted model, not a curated record. Lineage: Eukaryota; Metazoa; Arthropoda; Insecta; Diptera; Muscidae. Gene Ontology annotation, biological process: endoplasmic reticulum unfolded protein response; protein deubiquitination. Gene Ontology annotation, molecular function: protein binding; cysteine-type deubiquitinase activity. Bases 239 to 1282 code for a protein of 347 amino acids.